AUGGCACGCAGAACAAAGACAUUGGCUGAGCAGCUCGCCGAGCUCGACAACCCUGCUCCUNNAAGGGAGCCGCCACAGGACGACAGCGACGAGGACGCCUCGGAUAAUGACAAUGCCGCCGCUGCGAGAGAACACUACGUCGAUGUCGGCAAGAGCAAGCUACGCAAGCGCGAUGUCCAAGACGCCGAAAAAGGUCGCGCAGUCAAGACCCAACGCACAACCUUCGACUCCCUCCUCAACACACGCAUCAAGCUUCAAAAAGCUCUGAUUGGCACAAACACCCUCACCGGCAUCAUCUCCGACACAACUCCCACAGAAGACACCGAAGAUGCCUUCCGCGCUGCCGAAACUGCCGCCUUUACCCUCUGGUCUACCCUAAACUCGCUGCGUGAAACCCUCGAGUCCAACCGCACAGGCCAUAAACGCAAACACGCCACUUUCGACCUGGAUACACCAACAGAAGACCUCUGGUCCCAUAUGCGCAGCCAAGAACUCUCUGCCAAUAGCACCCGCGUCUCCAUUCUCGAAAAGUGGAAUCAAAAAGCCAGAGGCGCUUCCGCUAUUACCCCCAAGAACAAGUUGAACAACUCCUCGGCAAAUCAGAGUAUCGUGGAUGUCUUGCAAGAGCAAUUACACGGUGAUCGCCUCAUCAAGCGCGCAAGGACACCGCGCUCUUGUGCGCCUUUGCAACUUGCUUCUGCCUCUACCAGCACCACCUCAGACUCUCCCCCAUCUAUCUACGACGACGCCGAUUUCUACGGCCUCCUCCUCCAGUCACUCCUCGAACAACGCAGCGCCGACUCCAUCGCCGCCUCUGCCUCUUCCACAAUUUCCAUCAACAGCGGCUUCCAAAUGCGCCGCGAAGCCAAAACAAAGAAAAAUGUCGAUACCAAAGCUUCCAAAGGCAGGAAAAUGCGGUAUACGGUGCAUGAAAAGUUGCAAAACUUUAUGGCGCCGGAGGAUAGGGGUGUUUGNGGGGAGAGGGCGGCGGAUGAGUUGUUUGGGAGUUUGUUUGGUAAGAGGAUGGGGUUGGGUGAGGAGGAGGAUGAGGAGGUGCAAGAGGAACAGGAUGGGCAGGAUGAGGAAGAGGCUGGAUUGAUGAUGUUUAGGGCUUGA
Aureobasidium vineae is the source of this 1116-nucleotide messenger RNA. NCBI's taxonomy places the organism in Eukaryota, Fungi, Ascomycota, Dothideomycetes, Dothideales, Saccotheciaceae. The record is from the annotation of a GenBank genome assembly.